GGAACCUCUGGAUAACUAGCUUGGAAGCUUGUCAGCGCUGGAAAAGUGAAAGCAAUAGCUUUCAGGAGACAUCGCGCGCUCUCAAAUUGCCGUCAAUCGUGCAUGAGAGUCAGUCCUUAAGGAACGCUCCACCAACCACUGCCUUGACUACAUCGCAGUUGGGAGACUCCGCAAUAGUCGGCUAAUACAUGUCUAAAAGACAAGCCCAGAGUGGCCAAGGGGGCAGCACUGGUGGGCACAUGGCCGAUUUCAACAUGGAUAACACACCGGAAGAAAAGCCACAGCGGGCAACUGCCGCGCAGCUGGCGGCCAGAAAAAUCCGACCAAUGCGAUCUCGACGCCAAACUCCUGCUGGUAGUUCAGAUGCAUCUGCACCGACCUUCGGUGGCGCCUUCAAUCCGAUCGACCCCAACACAGUAUCAUCCACAAUGGCUGGCUCGCAACCUCCAUCCACCGGAUUCACAUUCGGACAGAACCAAAGCUUUCCAGGUGCCAACUCGACACCCAGCCAGUCGACCCAGAAUGGCUCGACACCGUUCUCCUUUGGGACUGGUGGUGCUGGAGGCGCAGGGUCGUCCUCAUUCAGCUUCUCGUCUUCAUUCGGUGGCCCACAAGCCAAUAACCCUUUCUCGAGCAUAAGCACCGGCAGCACCGGCAGCACCAGCCAGCAGCCACCCCAGCAGCCGGCGGCUUUCUCUGGAUUUCAAGGCUCUAUCUUCAACGCCCCGUCAGCGGGAAACCAAUCGGCAGCUCAGCAACAGCAGUCAUUACCUUCUGGCUCGAUCUUUGGAGCUGGAAGCAAACAGAGUAACACUGGAGGAAUCUUUGGCGCAAGCGCUAAUACUGGAUCUUCUACCCAAAACGGAACGGCCCCUACAGCCAACAUCUUCGGUCAGGGCAGUACCACCUCUGCACCUUCAAACAACAUAUUUGGUCAGACUAGUGCGAGCAAGCCUUCUAUAUUCGGCCAGUCUAAUCCAUUCGGAUCGGACUCAAUGCACAUCUCUCCCGACGCUAAAUCAGUUUCGAGUCAGAAGUCAUCCUUCCCCAGCACCAGUAUCGGAUCUACGCCUAGCUCGCCAGCUCCCUCCAAGGACGACAGCAGCAAGGACAGCAAACCACUCUUUGGUGGCGCUUUCACUGGCGCGACGUCCUCGUCCAGCGAAUCACCCGCGAAGUUCUUGUUUGGAGCCAAGCCAACCGAGCAAACUUCUACAUCCCCUGCCCCUCUUUUCGGCGGCAGCGCUUCCAAUCAAACUACUGCAGCCUCUAUAACUUCAACAACAGCACCCGCUCCUGCUGCCACGACCACCCCGUUCUCUUCUGGCUUGUUUGGCGCGGCACCCUCAGCUAGCCCAGCCACUCCCUUCAAGAACCCUUUCCAAUCUUCCAAUCUGUUCUCAGGCGUACCUUCCAGCACACAGAAGCCAUCUGAGGAGAAAAAGGAUGAGAAGACGGACGAACCGAAACCUGCUGAUACACCGAAGAACCUUUUCCAAUUCAAUUCGUCGACGAACGCCACCCCGUCCUUAUUUUCAGUGCCUGCGAGUACCAGCUCUCCAGCCCCUGCUUCUUCCUCGACUGAAACCUCGCAACCUCCAUCCACCGGAAGCCUCUUUGCGCCAAAGACAACGGCAUCUUCGGGGCAGGACAAGCCUCAGAGCGCAGUACCAAAUCCUUUCGGUAAUUUGUUUGCUGCGUCGAAGCCUGCAACACCGAGCAAGCCGGAAUCCGAGCAAAAGCCAGCACCUGUUGCGAAUCCUUUUGGCAAUUUAUUCUCGCCCAAGCCCGCUGAGACACCUAAGUCCAGUGAAUCUGAGAAACCAGUCAACCCUCCGGCACUAUUCUCAUCUCCUGCCGCCGCUACUCCCUCGCCCUCGACUCCGAGUCUCUUCACUCCAAAGUCAGCAGCCGCAACUCCCACUGCGGCACCUCAGAGUCUGUUUAAGGUCAACGGAGACCAGCAAACCACUUCAAGCAGCCAGUUGAACAAAUCUUCUGACUUCGAGGAACUGGAAUCCCCUAAAGUUGCAGGAGACGUAGGCAAUGGUGUUAAAGCUGACGUUGAAACGCUUCACCGCUUGCGUACCUUGAACGAAUGCUUCAAGCGCGAGGUGGCCAAAGCCGAUCCAUCUAGUGGUAGCUUUGAUGCUAUCUUGCAGUUCUACAUGCGCGUUCGGGACACCAUUGGAUUGCCUGUCGCUACCAAACGCAAGGCUGCAGAAGAUGUCAAUGGCGUCGUAUCGAAGAAGGUGAAAACUGGCACCCCUAUCGAUGUAGACACUCCUGCGACGGCAAACUCUACCCCUGUUGCCAAGACCUUUAGAGCCGCUCAAGAUGCCUCUCCAAGCAGCAAGAAGAGGAAAUCAAUUGAUGAGGGCGAGGCCAAUGGUACGCCCAAUGGCACCCCCAAACGUGUCAAUGGAGACUCGACUACUGCGAACAUUUUCGCGCAGUCAUUUUCCAAAUCCAAGACAUCUGAGUCUGAUGACGACUUGACGAACAAGCAAUCGCUCUCAAAGCCCUCUACUCCAGCCCCCAAGCCUUCCUUGUUCUCUGCGACACCCGCGACCGAGCCAGUUAAGCCACAGUUGUCAUUCUCGAGCUCAUCCACCCAAGGCUCGACUUCCACUUCGCUUUUCUCCUCGUCAAUGUCGAGUGCGCCACCAACCUCCAGUGCAUCUAGCGAAAUUGCACCAAAAAAUCCAUUUGUCCUCAAACCUUCCGCCAGCCAGGAGAAUGGAGCCAUCUCAAGCUCUAUUCUUGCUCCUCCAAAGUUUGGUACCCCGGCCAGCGGUAACUUCUUUGAUCAAUUUAAGGCUCAGUCCGAGAAAGACGCAGCGAAGGAGAAGGCUAAGCGCAAAGCAGAGGACUUCGACUCUGAGGAGGAAGACGAAGCUGAGUGGGAGCGCAAAGACGCCGAAAAACAGCGCAAGAAGCAAGAGGAGCAUGCCGCUCAAGCCAAGAAGCGUGCGAAGUUUGUCCCUGGCAAAGGUUUCGUUUUUGAGGACGCCCCCGAGGAGCCUGAGAAGACUGAAGGGGCUGAUAGUGCCAAAUCUGGUGCUUCCGUCUUCGACAAACAAAACAAGUCCGCUGCCCAGCCCAGCAACAUCUUUGGUCAUCUGUCUGCGACUCCCUCCGAAGCUGAGGACAACGGCGAUGACGAGGAUAACGAUACCGAAGAAGCCUCAAACGCAGGAGACGACCAAGAGGACGCGGCGAAGACUGUAGCCAGCGACAUUGCCUCUAGUGCAGCCGAAUCCCCUGCACCAAGUAGCGAAGAUGGCGAUUUCGCCAAAGCCCUCCAAAAAUCGAAGCCGACCAAAACUGCGGACGCAACCUCGGGUGGACGGAGCUUGUUUGACCGCGUCUCUUAUGAUGAUGAAGGUAAACCUAAGCGUCAAGCCGACGAAGAACAGAAGAACUCCGUAUCUACACUAUUUGGUGCAUCCAAAUUCUCAUCGUCUCUCAAUACGCCAACUUCUUUCACACAGAACAGCAGUUCUGAGUCUGAGAAGUCCGCGUCUAAGCCUGCGACAACCAACCUUUUCGGGUCUGCAAACACUGGCUCCAGCAUUUUCAGUUCUGCUGGCUCCAGCCCCGGCGCUGCCACCCCAUCCAUCUUCUCCAAGCCGUCUGGCGACAACACCUGGAAGCCUGAUUCUCCAAUCAAAUUUGCGGCCAGCCCUUCAGCUUCCGGGUCUGCAACCCCGGCGGCAUCUGAGACCCCGAAACCAUUUUCUUCUCUCUUUGGGGCCCCGUCAUCUUUGGCCAAAUCCGGUUCCGCUAGCACACAGCCAUCAGCUGGCUUUUCUUUCGGAAAUCCAUCCCUUCAGGCCCCCUCUGUCUUGAACUCUUCAGCACUGGCAUCGGCUACUCCUAGCCGCCAAUCCACCCCUGGUGUCACGUCCGACACCGGAGCAGAAGAGUCCGGCGACGGUGACGGAGCGGAAAAUCUACCCCAGGCUGAUCUCCGCACUGGAGCCGGUGAAGAGGAUGAGGAUGUUAUCUUGGAGAACCGUGCUCGUGCCAUGAAGCACAACAAGAGCGCCUGGGAAAGUCAGGGUGUUGGUUUUGUUCGCAUCUUAAAACAUCGCACCACCUCUCGCGGUCGUAUCCUUAUCAGGGCCGACCCUAGCGGCAAUGUCGUUCUUAACACGUACCUCGUCAAAGCUAUUUCGUACAAGGCAGCGGGCAACAGUGUCCAAUUCAUGGUGCCUCAAGCCGAAGGACCUCCAGAAAUGUGGGCACUUCGGGUCAAGACGAAGGACGAUGCAGAACGCCUCAGCAAGACGAUGGAGGAAAACAAAGCUUAGUUUCGCACUGGGUCAUUAUCUACGAAUCUUGUGUCCAUCUGAAGCAUACUUGGACACGCUCUUCAUGAUCGGGUUGGCGGGCGUAAGGUGCGAGCAAUGUACACUGGUUUGUUCUUGGAUCUUUCUUUG
This is a messenger RNA of Aspergillus homomorphus CBS 101889, 4445 nucleotides long. Its product is annotated as RanBP1 domain protein. Gene Ontology annotation, biological process: intracellular transport. Lineage: Eukaryota; Fungi; Ascomycota; Eurotiomycetes; Eurotiales; Aspergillaceae. The coding region runs from base 189 to 4316 and encodes 1375 amino acids. The record is from RefSeq and is a predicted model, not a curated record. The transcript has 2 exons.